AAGCGCAUGCGAGCUGUUGCAAGGCGCCCAGUCUUCAAGUUGCUCUCAAUGAAUCAACUCCUAUCCAGAAAGCUUCAGCAGCCAAUCUACUCAGGGAAACCAGCUACUAUCAAUUUUGGGUGGAUUCGCUGCUUGUGCAGUCUUGAGAAGCGUCCAGCAGCGUUUAGAAGUUCCAACUCUGGCGGCUUUGCAACGAUGUGACUUUACUAGUAAAUGACAGCCGUUGUUCCUGUGUUUAUUGAUCAUUGGACGGUGUAGUGGUCAGCAGGAGACAUGCCCGCCGAUCUAUCAGGCUUUAACCGCUCCGCGGGGGAAGUUCAGAUCGAUAACACCUGUGCGGCGGCGGCGGGGCAGGCGGAGGAGCAGUUUCAGCACUAUGGACAGUUCUCUUCCAGCGUGUCUAUUAUUCUUGCGGUGCUCAUGGCGCUCAUGGUACUCGCUACUGUCUUGGGAAACGCUUUGGUCAUCCUUGCAUUUGUAGUGGAUAAAGGUCUCCGUACUCAAGGGAAUUUUUUCUUCCUGAAUCUAGCCAUUGCUGAUUUUUUAGUCGGUGGAUUCUGCAUCCCACUUUAUAUCCCUUAUGUGUUGACUGGCCAGUGGAAGUUUGGGAAAGGCUUGUGCAAGUUGUGGCUAGUAAUGGACUACCUUUUAUGCACUGCUUCAGUUUUUAACAUUGUCCUCAUCAGCUAUGACAGGUUUAUCUCCGUCACCAAAGCGGUUUCUUACAGAGCACAGAAAGGAAUGACAAGGAAUGCAGUGUUCAAAAUGCUAAUUGUUUGGGUGGCAGCCUUUCUUCUCUACGGCCCAGCCAUUAUCACCUGGGAAUACAUUGCAAGAAGUACUAUCUUACCAGAAGGGGAAUGUUAUGUAGAAUUCUACUACAACUGGUAUUUUCUGAUGAUAGCUUCUACGGUAGAAUUCUUUACUCCAUUCAUCAGUGUUACCUAUUUUAAUCUAAGCAUCUACAUUAAUAUCAAGAGGAGAACUAUGAUGAGAAACGAAGAGAUGGCCCAAGGUCAGGAACAUUGUGAGUUGACUUUUCAAGGGAAGAGAAAAGAGCACUUAAUUUUUUUUGUGAAGUCUGCAGACGAGGCCUAUAUUGAACCUAAAAAACAAGGUGGCACUCUAAGCCCUUCAAUGCCUUCUGCUGCAGGAAAUGGUGCACAGAAACUUGAAAGCCCCAUGUUGGAUCUGAAUAUAAAUCAAGACCUUCCACCACUUCAGGUUGAGGUUUCAGCCAAGAAGUCCCAGGACUGCUUUUACAAGUCAGCAGAAAAUGCUUGCACUAAUAUGAGACCAGACAUGGCUAGUAGCAUUGCAAACCGUUUCAGGCUAUCUCGAGAUAAGAGAGUAGCAAAAUCCUUAGCCAUCAUUGUUUGUGUGUUUGGGCUAUGCUGGGCACCGUAUACUCUGCUGAUGAUCAUCAGGGCAGCCUGCCAUGGUCGUUGUGUUCAGGACUAUCUCUAUGAGAUCUCAUUCUGGCUGUUAUGGCUGAAUUCUGCCAUUAAUCCUGUACUUUAUCCUCUCUGCCACAUGAGCUUCAGAAAAGCUUUCAUGAAGCUCCUUUGCCCUGCAAAGGUGAAAAUACAUCCACAUAUUUUCAUGUAA
This is a messenger RNA of Xenopus laevis (African clawed frog), 1608 nucleotides long. Its product is annotated as histamine H3 receptor. The record is from RefSeq and is a predicted model, not a curated record. The coding region runs from base 274 to 1608 and encodes 444 amino acids. The transcript is spliced from 3 exons. Lineage: Eukaryota; Metazoa; Chordata; Amphibia; Anura; Pipidae.